UCGAGGAUCAAAAUCUCGCCCCAAACUCCACCGUUAGUGACCUUAUCAAGGUCUUUUCCAAGUCGACCAGCGGCUGGAUCUAGCAGAGCGAACGCUCCUGCCCCGGCUACGGACUGCGACGGGUCAUAGCGAGCUCACGGACAUCAGAGAUACCUCUCGACAUACCACUAUUUUCUUGGAUACGAUCAACUUGUCACACCUUUACGACGAUUCUUGACGACAUUUCAUCCAGCUAUCCCGAUAUUCUCUGAUUCUUUAACGACCACACUAUACUAUUUUACGCAUCAUUAUCACUUCAGCUCGAUACCUAGCAAUCGAUCACGAACCGAACCGGACGGGCGAUAUCGUACAUCAACAAACACAAGCGCAACCCCAGUCAUGUCGACUCUGACCGUGCCAAAACCGAAAAAGCAAAGCAUGUUCAGCCUCAAUCUACCUUCGAUGAGCAGAAAGAAUUCGAGCAACUUGCUCAGCCUUGGAGGCGGAGGCAAGGAGGAGAAGAAGGAGAAGGAAAGAGAAGAGAAGGAGAAGAAGCGGGAUAAGAAGGGGAGCAAGAUGGGGAGUAUGAGUUUUAGCGGCAAGCGCAAGCUCAAUGAGGAGAAGGGGACUGGAGAUGAGGAUGGAGGUGAAAGUGGGGGUGGCUUUGUCGUGGUACAGGAUGAAAGACCGCCUCAUCUGGACCUCUCUAGAUCUAUCACCGAGAACAGACCUAGCCGUCUGUUCCAGAGCACAAGUACCGCUCCGAGUACUCCGGUCACUCCUACCACUCCCAUGACUCCGACUCCCACUACUAUCGCCAUCACCGAUACCGAUACCGGUUCAACAGAGCCAGGAACAGGUCCCGCUCAGAUCGGAACUGUUGGUGAUAGGAGUAGGAUCCCGGCGGGGCUUCUUCCUGGCGGGAAGAGCUCGAACUUGGCCGUCCCGGUCGGUUAUCAACCUAUUAAUUCCCAUCAUAGCAACACCGACGACGGCACCUCUUCUGCGAGUUCUUCACGGGCUCCCUCGCCUUUAGGUCACCUUAUUACCACUUCCUCACCUACCCCCAACCCGGACUCGGUAGUACUCCCGGCUGAAAAGACGGCGGACCGAAACGUACCCUCGAUCUGGUCCAAAGAUACGUUCAAAGGUCAAGCCCCUUCCACCUCCUCUCCCGGUCAUAACACCGGUCUCGGUCUAGGUCGACCUCGAAGCACCCUAGGACUUUCUCCGUCUGACGAGCAAGAGAACGGGAAUGGGAAGCGGAACCUCACUUGGACCCCGGCGGCUGUCGAACCGGGGUUGGUCAAGCGGAGAUCGAUGUUGUGGGACGUGCAGGGUGGUCCGGUGUCCGCGGCAGGCUUAGGGUCAGUAUCGGGGUCGGGCAUUCCUGCAUUGAAGCACAAGAGGAGCGUCUCGGCGAUCGUCAGCCUGGGUGCUGGAAGGAGUGGUGGUGUUGGUGGGAUUGUCGGUGGGAGCGUUGGUGGGACUGGAAAGGCAGAUAUUCCGAACGCGAAAGUGGACAAGGAGAAGGACAAGGCGCAACCAAAGAUGAUCAGUACGGGGAUGAGUCUACGACCUAGGGGGCCUAAACAGGCGACUGUUACCACUACAAACACGUCGAAUGCCGGAGCGGGGCUCGCAGUUUCGAAGAAACAGAGUCAGAUUCAAGUUUCGAAGAGGUCAAGUACGCCCGUCGCCCUCGUACCCAUGUCCACGGGUACGAGCACCGGUGCGGAGACGGUCAAGAAGGAUGCAGCUAGUGGGAAUCGAUUGAGUAAACGAGCUAGUCAGAUGAGCAUGUUGCCACCCGCCAAGAUCGCCAGCGCUAGGACGGUCAAGGCUGACAGACCGGUGCCCGAGGCUGCGAGACGGUCAGUCAGGUUGGGCAACAUCAAGGAGCCAAGCACAAGUACGACCGCGACCACGGAGGAUGCAGCGCAAUCCCUGUCGGUCUCGAUAGCCGGAUCUGUCAAGCUCAGGACGACCAAGAGACGAUCGAUGAUGCCCCUGGGUUUCGUCGAGACUUCGGGAAGCCAGGAGGUCUUGGCUUCUGGGAGCGAUGAACUGUCCAAGUCGGGAGUAGAGGACGUCGAGACGAACAGGCAGGACGCGUUGGAUAAGCUUAUGGGGAAAGGAUCCGAGGUUGGUGACAAGAGGAAUUCGUUGACGGCCAGUACGGCUUCGGUUCGAGGCAAAGCAGGGGUUCCAGCGGCGAACACGACCCCGAGGGCGAUUUCCAAACUGCCUACUCCGUUGCGUGCUCAGCCGGCUACUCGUCGGGCUGCCAGCGUCGCUACGACUCCGGGAGGAUCAAAGAGUCUCGGUCCGACCACGGGCAAAGCGAAUCGAAUCGGUGGUGAUCGACCUCCGGUGACCAUGCUUGCGAAACCUGACGGAUCAAUCAAAGGAAAGGAUACGUUGACGCGUUCCCGGGGUAUCAAGGUGGAAGACGCCGGCAAGAUCCCGAAGUUGACGAUGACGCCUGACGCUGCCGAUCGCCGAAGCCCGAUCCGAGCGACGACGGCGAUGGGUACGGUGACUCCCGAACGAGAUCCGCUUGAUGCAAGGUCGAUCGGUACCGAAGACGUUACUACGCCGGCGUCGUCGAUCUGCCAGACGCCGAGAUCCAAGAUGUUGUUAUCUCCAGCACGUGCGGCGGUUCCGAGCGGGAGUAGCAGGAUGUCGUUGUCUCCCUCGAACAAGGAUCCUUUGACGAGGUUACGUGGGACGCCUGCGAGUCAGGGAGGAGAAGCUCGAUCGCGCACGUUGUCCAACAAUAGCGACAUUGACGUCAGGUUGGAACAGACGCGAAGGACGUGGUUGGGCGGAUUGGGAAGGCGUGAUCUGGGUGGAGAAGGGGAUAGUCCGUUGACGGGUAGGAUGAGCGAUUCUAAAUUGGACGGGUCGCCGAGAUCCAGUCGGGUUAGAAGGGUCGCGAGUCGGGCUAGCAGCGGUGGGAUCGGAGGAGGCAAGACGGCAGACGUCUUCGGAACUGACAAGGUGACGUCCGCCAAGAUCGUGGCAUUGGAAGCGCAAGUCAAAGCGAUGCAAGAACAGCUGGAGCGAGAGAGGGCGGCGCACGAGAAACGAUCCGAACAGGCGCGAGAGAGACAAGCUGUCAAGGAGAUGUUGGUCGCGGUCGUUCGAGCGUGUGAGAAUGAGCUCGAACUCCUCGAGAGGCGCCGCGCCGAGAAAGAGCGGAUGGUGGACGCUUUCGAUCGAGCUGUGAGCGUAGCCGUCAGUGGGUUGUAGACUGUGAAAGAUUGAUUAUGUAGACGAGAACGCAAUACGAUGAUGAUGAUACCAUUUUUGUGCAUCGCUAUUACCGCGCUGGAACGGAUG
Molecule: messenger RNA, 3324 nt
Organism: Filobasidium floriforme
Lineage: Eukaryota; Fungi; Basidiomycota; Tremellomycetes; Filobasidiales; Filobasidiaceae
Exons: 2
Coding region: 379-3234 (951 amino acids)
Source: RefSeq, a predicted model, not a curated record